Messenger RNA from Aspergillus oryzae RIB40, 2298 nucleotides. It is a transcript of the gene optD, whose product is annotated as small oligopeptide transporter, OPT family. The transcript has 3 exons. Gene Ontology annotation, biological process: transmembrane transport. Bases 1 to 2298 code for a protein of 765 amino acids. The record is from RefSeq and is a predicted model, not a curated record. Gene Ontology annotation, molecular function: oligopeptide transmembrane transporter activity. NCBI's taxonomy places the organism in Eukaryota, Fungi, Ascomycota, Eurotiomycetes, Eurotiales, Aspergillaceae.
AUGGCUUCCACAGAGGAGCAAAGCGAUAAGACAGCCAAGUCGCAAAUCACUACGAAUGUGGAAGUAGAGCAGGGUCAUCUAGACGAACUACCAGAAGGCAUUGACGAAAAAGUCGAAUACGACUAUGAAUCUGAACGGUCACCAUUUCCUGAGGUUCGAGCUGUCGUACCCGAAACCGACGAUCCAGACCUGCCGGUUAAUACUGUGCGCAUGUGGUUUCUCGGUAUUGUGUUCACGAUUCUCGGAUCCGGUAUUAAUCAAUUUUUCUCCCUGCGAUAUCCCUCCGUACAUAUUGUCUCGUUGGUGGCAGAGUUGCUUGCCUAUCCAUGUGGCGUUUUCCUUGCCAAGGUGCUGCCCGCGGUAACAAUCAACCUUGGCCCCCUUGGAUCAUUUUGCCUUAACCCAGACCAUUAUUUCAAUAUCAAGGAGCAUGCAAUGAUUGUGAUCAUGAGCAAUGUCUCGUUCGGGUACGGAAGCGCAGACUCAACCAACAUUAUCCAGGCAGCAAGUCCCAAGUUCUACAACUUCGGUCUCAAGGCAGGAUUUUCUGUUCUGGUCGUUCUUUGCGCACAACUCCUGGGGUUCGGUGUUGCUGGGCUGGCUGCGCCCUGGCUUGUCGAGCCAGCUAGCAUCAUCUGGCCCCAGGUAUUGUCCAACUGCGCCAUGUUGGAGACACUCCAUUCACGAGCAAAUUCAGUUGCCAAUGGCUGGAAAAUAUCCCGCUUACGAUUCUUCCUAUAUGUGACGGCUGGUGGCUUCAUAUGGUAUUUCUUCCCAGGACUGAUGUUCACCGCGCUAUCCUAUUUUACCUGGAUCUGCUGGAUCGCGCCGCGCAAUGCUGUGGUGAACCAAUUAUUUGGUAUGCAAACCGGCCUAGGACUGAGCCCUAUUACCUUCGACUGGAGUCAGGUCGCGUACAAUACAAACCCGCUUCUCUCCCCGUCGUGGGCGGCUGUAAAUGUAUUUGCCGGGUUUGCAGCUUUCUUCUGGAUCGUGGUUCCGGGGAUCUUUUAUACGAACACUUGGUUCACAGCAUAUCUCCCUCUGAUGACCAGCGAUGUGUACGACAGAACCGGCGCCGUUUAUGACACAGCUCGUGUGAUCAGCCCACAGAGCACAUUGGACCUUGAGGCGUACAAAAGCUAUUCUCCACCGUACCUGGGAGCCACAUUUGCUUUCGUCUACGGCUUGUCCUUCGCCUCGAUCACUGGUGUGCUCACUCACAUCGGCGUCUGGCACUACAAAGAUAUCUGGGCUGCAUUCCGAGGGAAAAAUAGACUCGACGUCCAUGCGCGACUGAUGAAAUCAUACAAGAAGACCCCAUGGUACUGGUACGCUGCCAUCAUUGUCGCUAUGACCGCCAUCUCCAUCGCCAUGGUUGAGGUGUACAAAACCAAACUCCCCGUCUAUGGUAUUUUCCUAGCCCUCGCCAUCCCCGCCAUAUACAUGAUACCCUGCGGCAUUGUCCAGGGGAUCACCAACGUCAACGCAAACCAACUGAACGUUCUAGCCGAAUUCAUCGGCGGCUACAUGUUCGAGGGCAAACCCCUUGCUAACAUGAUCUUUAAAAUUCUUAGCACAGACGUCGUCGGCCAGGGUAUCUACUUCGCUAUGGAUAUGAAACUCGGCCAUUACCUCAAGAUUCCCCCACGAAGCCUCUUUUUAGCCCAGGGCCUAGCUACUAUUCUCGGUGCCCUGACACAGGCUGGUGUCACUAUCUGGAUGCUGGGCCACAUAUCAGAUAUUUGUUCCGAAGACCAACCAGAUGGUUUCUCCUGCCCGAAUGGUAGGACGGUCUACUCGUCCUCGGUUAUAUGGGGCCUCGUCGGCCCUCGGCGUCUCUACUCGGUCGGGCAGAUCUACUCUUCGUUGCUCCACUUCUUUUGGAUCGGCGCUAUUGCCCCACUCGUCACGUAUGCUUUGUACAAAAUCACCAAGAAAGAGUACUGGAAAUACGUCAGUUGGCCUCUUAUCUUCACAGGAACGGCUAAUGUUCCUCCAGCAACGGGAAUAAACUACUCCAGCUGGGCCCUCGUAAACUUCAUCUUCAACCACUUCAUCAAACGCCGCUUCUUCGCCUGGUGGACCAAGUACAACUACAUCCUCGCCGCAGCCCUCGACACGGGCCUCGCGCUCAGCGGAAUAGUCAUCUUCUUCUGCAUAUCCUACCCAGGUGCCGCAUUCCCGGACUGGUGGGGAAACACUGUAUACCAGAACACCGCUGACGCCGACGGCGUGCCAUAUAAGCCAAUGCCAAAGAUCGGGUACUUCGGCCCAGCAAACGGAACCUGGAGUUGA